Messenger RNA from Hypoxylon trugodes, 2215 nucleotides. RefSeq lists its product as uncharacterized. Bases 80 to 1951 code for a protein of 623 amino acids. The transcript is spliced from 2 exons. Lineage: Eukaryota; Fungi; Ascomycota; Sordariomycetes; Xylariales; Hypoxylaceae. The record is from RefSeq and is a predicted model, not a curated record.
AAUCAAUCAACCAAACCAACAAUCAACCAACCACAUAUAAGCACCCAGACACCUAUAAGUAUAUACCAAAUGUGUACCAAUGUCCCGAAACAGGGAUAUUAGAGGGUUCUUCGCAAACCCUGGCGGCCGUAGCAGCUCCCAAUCGCUACCGGUAUUCUCGUCACAGCCGGCACGGGAUCCGCAUUCCUCAAUUUCAACCCCUAGUACACCUCCGAAACCCACAACGAAACCUCGCGAUCGGACCGAAGAGAUUAAGGGUUCCGAUGAUGACGGCGAUUCUGACGACUCACUUGAGUCCAUAUCCGCCUUUAUUGAACGGAAAGCCGGACCCGCACCCUACCAAAGAGAUCCGAAUCUAGCUACUCCCACAGCUAAGAGGAUAGCUUCUAGUUCUACUUCACACCUUAAAUCCCCUUUGACCAUACAGCCCAAACAGAAAUUUAGUCUGAGGGAUUUGAUAAAACAUGCUCAACAGUCUGAUCGAGUAGAUGAAAGUGCCAGGCGAGCUGAUGAACUUAUCAACCAAAGUGAAGACGAUAGCGACAAUAGCCAAAUCCUGACGGAUGUGCAAAAUGACCCAACUCUCUUACAAAAGACAGCAAAGGAACUCCUAAACAAUGACGAUAGUGAAGAUACGAAAGGCGACAAGCUCGUAAGGGCUAUGAAUCGCACCAAAGUCGAUGGUAUUCGCAAGCAAUGUUACUUCUUCAACUUAGAACAGCCUUUGAUCAAGCCGCCAAGAGCACUAUUCCCACAGAAGGGGGCGAAAGGAUGUUGGAGCUGCCUAGCUAAUUCAAGUACACGAAACCAAGCCAUCAUAUUAGGUUUACCUCACACUAUCGCCUCUAAAGGCAGAACACUGCCAGAUGAGCUAUUGCUCUGGAUCCUCAACGAAGUUUGCGUGGAGAAAAAUGCUCAGCUGCGCAUGCAGUACUGCAACCUAGUGACUUUGUGUCCUAGUAGUAUCACUCGCCUUGUCACAGAUGUCCAGUUAUACUCCAUGCUCGAGAAGUUGGGUGGCCCUAAGUACCCCCGAAAGCAAGAUGCUGUCAAGUUUCAGAGUGUGCAGAAAGUAGAAGAUCUAUAUCGUCGGAGGGAUUGGACGGGUCUUGUAGCUUUCCUGGAACUCCUAGAGCAGAUGGCUCCAAGAUUGAAAACACAAAAUGUAAUAGGGGCAAUUCUACUCUUACUACGCAUGGGUCUCGAUCCCCUUGUUAGUACAACAGUCCGUUCUGAGCAUGCCGCGGCAAUGGAAGCUCUCGUCGAGGCUAUAUCGAGGUUAAAUACACAUCGAUGGAACGAAGCCUGCAACACGAUAUCCUCAUACAUAUACAAAAGCGUAGACGAACCUCUACACCAAGUCAUUCCCAUCAGCCAUACGCCCACAACCACAGCUAAGCUCUUGGACUUACGACGGCGUAUGGCAGCCGUAACUCUCUUCCGAGACCCAGAACUGGGUAGUAAACCAGUCGACGAAACUCUAACAUUAAACGAUAUUAUGGAACGCUUGGACUCAGACGAUUUCCGUGUCGGAGCAACCAACGACUUCGACAACCUGCGAGCGCUCGUUACACUCCUCGACAUCGUCAUUAGUGGUGCGGGUUUCCUCAAACGACAGCACUCAACCAACGAAGAUGCAGAUCGCAAGUUCGACGCAGACAUCGAUAGGUUGACAUUCAGAUUAAAACUGAUCCAUGACAAGAUCCACGAUAGUACUGUCUUAUCCCGCAAGAUGGCGAAAGCCUGUAUCGACUUAUUGUCCAAGAGGUUAACCUACUCGGUUCGCACGCGGCCUCCGCCGAAGACCAGUAUAUUCGAUCCGGAGCCAAAGGAGGAUACGAAUAUCCCGAAGCAGCGGGCCUUUAUGAAGAACUGGGCUCAGAAGAAGGCAGAACGAAAUGCUGCUGCGUUAGCUAGUAAAAGUGGUGAUGUAAACGGUAGCAAGAAAUGAAUUGUGUUGAUUAGAUAUAAUAGGAAUAUAUGGAUAUGAGCAUGUGAAAUGGAUUUGGUUGUUUUAUUGAUGUGGAUUGGACGUUCUUACAAACGCCUCAUGUUAUGAUAUACAGCAGCCUUUCUAAUGAGUACCACAACCAAGAGCAUGGUAUACAUAUUCCUAUGCUGGAUGCAACCCCACUGAGUGACCCUCGAGCGGGAAGCUUCUCUCCAACGUAAUUUCUGUCCUGCCUGCUGACGUCCUGCGUUGAUCUGAUAUGUU